AUGUUCGUUUGUGCAUCAUGGAAUAAAGAUGCAAUAACAUUUGGUGAGGAGAAUUUAGUUGGACAAAAGCCCGUUGGCCUUUUCGUUAAUAAUCAAAACGUCGUCUACGUCGCUAAUCGUGAGAAUGGUAAGAUUUUAGCAUGGACUAAUGGGCCAUCAACUUCAACGCCAAUUCUUUCCACGAAUUCAACUAAUUUAUGGAGCAUUUUUGUCACAACCGAUGGUGACAUUUAUGCUGAUAAUGGCAUUGAGAAUGGUUACGUCAAUAAAUGGACACUCAAUGCAACAGAAAAUGGAAUUGAAGUGAAUAUCCAUGAGUGGUGCACAGGUCUUUUCGUCGACAUUAAUUAUCAUUUAUAUUGUUCUUCGACUAAUAACCAUCAUGUGAUUAAGAUACCACUCAACAAUGGCCAAACUGUACCGAUAGUAGUGGCAGGCACAGGAUGUCGUGGUCCUAUGCCUAAUAUGCUUGAUUAUCCGCAUGGAAUCUUCGUCGAUAAUAAAGUCAAUUUAUAUGUAGCUGAUACUGGUAAUAACAGAAUUCAAUUUUUCAUACCUGGUAACAAAAAUGCCAAAACAAUUGCUGGUUUCGGAGCAACGGUAUACUUCAUACUCAAUAGACCAACAGAUAUUGCGCUCGAUGCCGAUGGAUAUUUAUAUAUUGUGGAAAGUGAAAAUCAUCGAAUUAUCCGAUCAAUUCCAAAUGGAUUCAAAUGCUUGGUUGGAUGCUCUGGUAACAGUGGAAUAACGUCAAGUGAAUUGAAUUAUCCACAAACAAUGGCUUUCGACACAACUGGAAACAUAUUUGUGAGUGAUUUCAACAAUCACCGAAUUCAAAAAUUUCAAUUAAUUCAAAAUCUAUGCGGUAUGUUUAUUUCUAUUGUGAGUGAGUAG
Molecule: messenger RNA, 894 nt
Organism: Rotaria sp. Silwood2
Lineage: Eukaryota; Metazoa; Rotifera; Eurotatoria; Philodinida; Philodinidae
Source: the annotation of a GenBank genome assembly